This is a messenger RNA of Amorphotheca resinae ATCC 22711, 1377 nucleotides long. Its product is annotated as glycoside hydrolase family 28 protein. The record is from RefSeq and is a predicted model, not a curated record. The coding region runs from base 1 to 1377 and encodes 458 amino acids. The transcript has 4 exons. Gene Ontology annotation, biological process: carbohydrate metabolic process. NCBI's taxonomy places the organism in Eukaryota, Fungi, Ascomycota, Leotiomycetes, Helotiales, Amorphothecaceae. Gene Ontology annotation, molecular function: polygalacturonase activity.
AUGCGAUUCCAGCUCACGAUAUUCUUGCUGGCUGCGUCGGCAACACUCUCCACUGCCCUUCCGACAUGGCAAGCUUUUCAAGAUUGGGCAAAAGGAUUCCAAGGAAAAAUUGUCCCAGAUCACACUUCACCAAGGCCAUCAAUAUCUUGCCAUCCAAAGUCCCCCUACUUACCGCUGCCAUUUCCUUCCCCGCGAAACAAAAUAUGCUAUGUGCGAAGUCACAAUGAUGGUAUUACAGAUGACUCCCCGUAUAUUCUAGAAGCGUUACAUAGCUGCAACAAAGGUGGACAUGUUGUGUUCAGAGAAGGGAUUCGAUAUUUCAUUUCGACUGCGCUUGACUUGACUUUCCUUGAUCACAUUGAUAUUGAUAUCCAAGGCUAUGUACUCUUUUCAAAUGACACAACGUACUGGCAAGCAAACUCUUUCAAGUUUGGUUUUCAAAAUGUGACUUCUUUCUUCAAACUUGGAGGAAAUGAUGUCAAUAUUUAUGGCGGAGGUACUCUUGAUGGUAACGGUCAGGCGUGGUACGAUCUAUAUGCCAAGGAUAUUUACAUUCUUCGACCCGUUUUGAUCGGCAUUGAUGGUCUACACGAUUCUAUCAUCAGCAAUCUAGCCCUACGCUACUCUCCCCAAUACUACCACUUCGUGGCAAAUGCUACCAACGUUGUGUUUGACAACAUCAAUAUUUCUGGCGCAAGCACAAGUGCAAAUGUUGCGAAGAAUACUGAUGGAUGGGAUACGUACCGGAGUUCUGGCAUUGUCAUUCAGAACUCCUAUAUCAAUAAUGGAGACGAUUGUGUAGCUUUCAAGCCCAACAGCACCAAUAUGCUAGUCCAAAACCUCUUCUGCAAUGGAUCUCAUGGUAUCUCCGUUGGCUCCCUAGGUCAAUAUGUUGGCGAGUAUGACAUCGUUGAAAACAUAUAUGUUUUCAACGCUUCAAUGCACAACACAACUGAUGGAGCACGAAUCAAAGUAUGGCCCGAUUCACCUAGCGAGCUCAGCGGCGACCUUCAAGGAGGCGGCGGAAGCGGAAUGGUGAACAACAUCACGUACGAUACGAUGCUGAUCGACAACGUCGACUACGCCAUCGAGGUCGACCAAUGCUACGGCCAAUCGAACCCCACCAUUUGCCUGCAAUACCCGUCCUCUCUCACGAUCACGGACAUUGUGUUCAAGAAUUUCAAGGGAAAGACGAGCAAGAAAUACGUCCCGGAGAUCGGAACCUUCGCGUGCUCGAGCGGCACCGUUUGUAAUAAUAUCUCGGCCGCGGAUAUCGAGGUUGUGAGCCCGAGUGGCUCGGAUCUAGCGUAUUGCUUAAAUGUCGAUGAGAUGGCGUUGGAUGUUACGUGCUCGUCGGUUUAUAAGGGGUUUAAUUAG